GUUUUAUAAAAAGGAAUAUUCCGUUUGCAUUUAGGGCUUUUAUCCAUUUCGUUUUGAAUAAAAAAUAAAAAAAGAAGGUGAGCAAAUAAGCAAAUGAAUUUAUUUUAUACACUUUUUUAUCAAAAACUUUUUUGACUUCAACAUGUACUCUGACACGGUUAUAAGUAGCGUAGCUCGAUGAAUAACAAUUCGGUCUUCCAUGCUGCAAUACCGUUAGGGCUUCACCUGAUCCGAACAGUGGCUUAAGAGACAGGUUGGCAAUAUGUUGUUAUAAAGUACUCAAGGAUAGCAUCUGAAUUUCAAAAUAUAGCGAGUAAAACCAGGGCUAAUAAAGAAGAACUUUUGGCCCAUCACCGGAUGAAUGCGAACAAUGGGGUGAGCAAUUCACGACUACCUCCAAUCGGAAAUGAUGACUAUUUCUACGAUGGUACUUCUUAACGAAAGUAAAACCUUCCAGUUUUAUUUUCAAGGGAUCUGGAAGGGCUUUAUGCUGCAUAUCCUGAAACAAAUAAAGCAUCUCUCUUCCUUGCUUGGGACCGUGAGCGCCUUAAAGAAGGGUUGGUUUGAAGCAAGCGAAAACCAAGUGACUUGUACAAAAGUACCUUCUUUAAUAACCUUCUGACGAAUCUUCUGUUCCAAAGAUUGAGAGAUCGAAUGUGAUGCUGUUGCUGUUGAAGUUUCCGGAUCACCACUUUAUAGCAAAGUUAAAAUCGGCAUUAGCAUUGAAGUUUUUUAUCUUGAAUUUUCGAAUAGUCUCUGGCCUCUUCCCCGUUGUAAGAAAUCCAUUUGUUUUUUGAAGGAUGCUAGAUAUAGCGGGGAACCAAAAUUUCUGUUCCAUAACGAAGCGUCCAACAGAUAAUGUCAUCUACGCCUGGUGCUAUCCAAGGCAAGCGCCACAUUUUAAUGUAACCAAAAUAUGACUGCAAAAGGUAAAAGCAAAAAACAUGCAACACAAUAAUAGAGAGACUGCUUUGCCAUUCGCAGAGAUUCUUUUGAUCCCAUGUUCGCCGUAGGUGUUAAUGUUUGGUCUAUAGUGAGAAUCGUUAGUCCAAUGGUAUAAAAGUUUAAGUUAUUUAACAAUUUAUCAAUGGAAUUCAAUGUAGUUUCAUUUAACAGAAACUUCCAAUGAAGCAGUUUCAGGACAAUAUAAUAUAUUAGAGGGAA
Messenger RNA from Schizosaccharomyces cryophilus OY26, 1164 nucleotides. RefSeq lists its product as uncharacterized. Bases 407 to 622 code for a protein of 71 amino acids. The transcript has a single exon. The record is from RefSeq and is a predicted model, not a curated record. NCBI's taxonomy places the organism in Eukaryota, Fungi, Ascomycota, Schizosaccharomycetes, Schizosaccharomycetales, Schizosaccharomycetaceae.